ACUGUCCGUGUUUAUGUUUUAUUAUUUGUCUCCCAAAAUGCUCAGUUCUUUUUAGUUGACGUGUGAAAUACAUUAGUUAGUAAUCGGUAAACUACGAAAAAUGUGCAUAUACAUGUGUGAUUAGUGGGUUCAUUUGUUCAAAGUAUAUUAAUAAUAUUUGAUUGUGCGCGUUAUUCGUUUGCGUGAUUGACUUGUUGACGAUCGUUUUUGACCACAACGCCUAUUCAACAUUUUUAAACAACUAACUACAGUAUUUAAUAAAAGUUCUUUAACAGUUGUAACACAUGUUUAUGUAAUUUCCGUGUGGCUGUUUUGAUGUAUAAUCCAGAUCUUAUUUUAAGAUCAUUUGCUAACGUUAUUUGAAACGCGCAAGAAAAAAUAAUCGCGCUAAGUAUUAGAAGAACUAUACUUACACAAUAAUUAGUUGCUUAGUGUUUUUUACCACAACUGUGCGCGCCAAAUAACAAAUACUAUAGAGCGGGAUAUAAUGUAUUACAGUGACUAUGUUUUUGAGCCAAGUUCCAGAAGACGAAAGUACCGAGUGAUUCAGAAAGACAGACUUAAAAAGCAUUGGACUAUCUUAUUAUCGGUAUCUGCUCUAGAUGAUGUCACCGAGACUGAGACCUCUCCUCAAACCCAAAAUUCCUCGCCUCUUGCGGGACCCGGACCUGGAGGCCACAAGCCUUCAUUCAAGAGUAACAAAUUAGCGCGCAGAGCUCGUUCGUUUAAAGACGAUUUUCUAGGUAAAAUUUCACAAAUGCGAAGUCCCGGUUCAUCGGGGACCUUAACUUCAAGGGCCCAAAGUCCCAAAAAUAUGGUCCCGAAAAGGUCACCUAUUGCGGCCCAGAAAUAUUCGGAAGGAAAGGGGCCUAUUCAAGAUCUGGAAGGAUGGAAGAAGCAGACUGAGAUAGCAUUGAAGCAUUUAAGGGACGUAGUAGCAAAGAACAAAUUAGAAAUGUUGCCGGGAAAUGGCACAAUAAUUCUGGAUACGAUUUGGUCAAUAAAUUUGUCAAUAAAAUCUUCAAUAAACAUCGAUAAGAGCAGUAGUAUAACUUCAGCCACGCAUCGAGUUUAUCAAGCUGUAGCAAGACUGAUUAAGUUGUGUGAUGACGCUCUUUUGGAUGAUCAAAGCUCAGAGUUGAAGAAAGAAAACGUGAACGAAAUCGUAGCACAAACGGAAGAUGCAGUUAAGACUUUAAUCGAGUUGGCACAAGAAAAAAUCAACCAGCAGCAGACUUCGUAUAAAACUACUCCUAGAUCAUCAUUUAGUAACUGUAAUUUAGAUGGCCAGUCACAACGUAAUUCAUUACCAGACAUACCGUUAACUCCAAGAGAAAGAGAAAUAUUAGCACAAACUUCCAAUUUACCCAUCAGAGCCAGCCAUAGUACUGAAAGUAUUUUACUCGAUGCAGAAAGUCCCCCUCCAAAGCCUCCUUUGCCUGUUCAAUUUUUUGGAAUAAGAAAUCGCGAUGAUGUCGUUAACUGCGUAACUCCACCACCUUUGCCACCGAAACGAAAACAUCAUCUACAUCAUCUAGCAGAUGACUGUCACAGUGCCGAUUGUUCACCGAUCUGUAGUAGUUUAGAAAGAGUGUCGCUUAGAUCAAAAUCCCCAGAAGACUCAAUUUCAUUGCUUUCGGAAGGGACCGGCAGUAUUGAUUCGAUGUUGAAUCAUUCGUCGAAGGAAGAAGACGAAAUUAAGGUUCUCAUGGAUUCCGAUCAAGAUCUCAUCUUGGACAAUCACAACUCGGAUAUUUUUGGAAUAGGUCCUAACUCGUGGGAAGACUCGUCGAGUUCCGGGAUAUCCAACAACCAUCUUGAUCUUCAUGCUUCAGUUAAUGAUUACCAUCGUUUAUCCAAUACUGACUCGGGAAUAGUAUCUUUCCGGUCGUCUAGUUAUUCGAAACGAAGUUCCCAACAGAGUUCUGUCAGUGCUCAGUUUUGCACAUCACGCCCAUCCAAUGAAAACCUCCUGGACAGCCCAUCGACAGUCAUCAAAAGUUUCUCCCAAAAAUCGUCUAGUUCCAGUUCCACAUUAGUGGUGUCCAACAGUUCGCAUUCCAUUGUAUCAAGACAGGGGUUUGAAUUAGUCGGAAAUGAAACUCCGCCAGCGAUUCCGCAGAAAACUAAAAAAAAGACUGAACCCAGACAGCCAAGUCCCUACGAUAAUGUGCCAGACUUUGACCAUUUAAUGGGAGAAAACGUACAAGCUGAAGUCUUAGUUAGUUGUCAUCAGCACCAAUCACACCAGCAAAGAAGUAUUAUAUCAAGCAAUUCCAGUAUGAAUUCCGGUUGUGAUGAUGUGGAUAGUGUAAAGCCUCCACCGCUACCACCCAAGAAGAAGCAUAUGUUCCAGUCGGUGGCUUACAGUGGUUGGGGCAUGUACGAACGCAUGGACUUUAAAGGGAUUUCUUUGUUUGUUUUAAAAUUCUUAGUAAUGGCCUACAUGGAGAUGUUUGGAAACUGUUCACAUACAAAUGAUGCGGAGUUUAUGCGCCACUCAGUUCAUAUGGUGCAGUCUCAAUGGGGUACUCCUUCAAUAACAAGCCUAUCGUCCGCGCAGUCCUGCUCAUUUAGCCAUGCAACGAUUCAGAGCUCGAGCAGAAACGCACAGACGCAGGCACUGAGUUUGCCACAUUCCAACGCCGAAAGAGGCCCCUCUCCUUUACAUUCUCCAAAUGCCACGCUAUCGUCAUCAUCCAGUAACAGUUCGGUGAUUCCGCCCGCUUUGCCACCCAAACAAAAAACUCGAAAAACAUCGUCAAAAUCCCCGCCUCCAACCCCAACUUUAGUCACUUUUCUACCCGAACCCAAACGUACGAUGUCUCCUUCUCCGAACCAAAUGAAAAGUUUGCCGGAUUUGUUAGAACAUACAACCAACAAAAGUAUUGGCGAAAAAGAGGAAACACCAGAAAUUAGUAUAAAUGAAGCAGAUUUAAUGGAAAAGCUCAACGUAGAUAAGUAUAUCAUUAUGAAAAAAUCAGAAGAAGAUGGUCCAGAGUUGAGAGGAGGAACUAUAGAUGCGCUGAUAAUUCAAGCAAUAAAAGCCUCAAAACCUGGAGGUUUCACUUAUCAAGAAGCAUUUCUAACUACCUACCGUACGUUCAUCAGUCCAUUUGACUUGAUAACUAAAUUAAUUAGAAGAUACAACCACUUUUACUACCAGCAAGAUAAGAAGCCACGGUCGCGAGAGGCGUUUGCUCUGAUUGUCCGAGGGGUUAGCGAUCUUACGAGUUUGGACUUGGACGAGGCACUGACGACUAAGUUGAUGAAUUUUGUACAACAUUUAAUAUCAUGCGGGGAGUUGAUCUUAGCUAAAGCGCUAAGGGUGAAAUUACUAGAGCGACAUAAAGCUGUUCAAAUGGUUAUACGAUAUACCAAUAUCAUAACUAGUUUAACGCUAAGUGCUAGAAAUGCAACUUUGAUGGAUUUUAAAUCGGAACAAAUAGCCGAACAAAUGACACUACUAGAUGCCGAAUUGUUUAUGAAAAUAGAAAUACCUGAAGUUUUGAUUUGGGCUCAGGAACAGAACGAGGAAAGGAGUCCGAAUUUAACCAGAUUUACUGAACAUUUUAAUAAGAUGUCCUUCUGGGCGAGAACGCGAAUUCUGACUUCUGAAACCAAAGAAAUCCGUGAGAAGUACUUCAUGAAGUUCAUCAAGAUCAUGAAGCAUCUAAGGAAAAUUAAUAACUUUAAUUCGUAUUUAGCGCUUUUGAGUGCACUGGAUUCGGCACCUGUUCAACGUCUCGAAUGGCAAAAACAUGUACAGGAAGGGAUGAAUGAAUACUGUGCGCUAAUCGACAGUAGUUCAAGCUUCCGCGCUUACAGGAAUGCUUUGGCCGAGACUCAACCACCUUGUAUACCGUACAUAGGUUUGGUUCUACAGGAUCUCACCUUUGUACAUAUAGGAAAUCCGAACUUAUUACCAAACGGCAUGAUAAAUUUUUCAAAGAGAUGGCAGCAGUUUAAUAUUGUUGAGAACAUGAAGAAAUUCAAAAACGAAACAUACACCUUUAAAAAGAGCGAAAAAAUCAUCCAGUUUUUCCAAAACUUUGACGAUUGUAUUGGAGAGGACGCGAUGUGGAAAUUGUCGGAGAAAAUCAAACCGAGGGGCGGAAAGAAAACGCACUGAGUUGAAAAUCUCAAAAAAUCUUUGCCGAUUGGCAGAGAUUUGCUUUUGUUACCAAUUUGGGCAUUGACUGUGACGCUUGGGUCAGUUGAUUACACUUUCGAAGUUCUUUGAGUUUGGACUUGCAUGCGACUGAAAAUGACAAUUUUCCACAAAAAAAGGGCGGACAUUCGAUGUGUUUUUGUGGAUUAAGAUUACCAAGAAACUGAAAUUGUAUAGUUUUUGGCUAUAUUUUCUGUAUAAAAACAUCACAAACGUCAGUGCAGUGCCAUAUUACCAAGAAAAUCGCAUUGGGCAUCUGAAGCAAUGUAAUAAUCGAUUUUGUGCAAUUAUUAUUGUAGUUUAGCUAGGCAAAAUUAACACAUUACUUAUCAUAAGAACCUCUCUUCUUCUUUCAAAGGUUAGUUCAUCUGCGAAAAUGGACCAAUCGUUGAAACCAAUAGUACUAAUCAGGUGAAUCUGAUAAGGUUAUAAAUUUCACACUACUUUUUGUAGCUAUUUGAUUAGUUUCUCAAGGACAGAGUAAUUAAUAUAAAAUUCUAUUAUAGAAUGUGCAAAAGCAAAGACUAUAAAUUUCAUCGAAUUAUCGGUUCCCAGUUUUACGAUCGACAAACAUAUUUGUCUUUACAAUAUUAUCGUUUUUUGGCGUCUGUGUAACAAGACUGAUAUACUUGGUGUUUACUAUUAGCAAGUGUACUAUAAAACUAUUCACAUUUAACCCUUUAUCUAAGGGUUAUUAUUAAGUUCUCAAUACGAUAGUAAUGAAGAAAAGACGCGGUUAAGAAAAAAAAAUUAUUCUAGUUUUUAUACGAAAUUUCGAAAAGCUUUUCAACUAGUGUUUUAAAAACUUAUUUUACAAAAAUUAGCCAAACUCUCAUUUAUGAAUGAAUCGGCUAUAAUUAGCUAGCUAAGCAAAGAGGCUAUAAUUAGAAUUUUUUGGUUCAUUAAAAAAAUUGUUUUUAUAUGACUCGUCAUUCUUUGCGCGCCUACUAUUACGAUUAUACUUGUCUCUUUCAAUAAUCUUUACCUAAUGUUAGUUGACAUCUCUGUAUUGUUUUGAAACAAAUCAAUUUUUUGAGCAAGUAGCAAAGGCAAACAUAAAUAUUUUGUGUUAUUUGUCAAUAUUCAGCUGUGGCUUGUAACAUUUGCUGUUGGUCUGUAAGAAUAACACUGCCACAAAAAUUAAAUUUGUUACUAGAAUUUUAAAAAUUAUCAGGUGCAUACAAUUAUUGAAUUUUAUCCAUAUUUGGAGUUUGGAAUACGUAAAUUUGUAUAUAAUGAAUGGCCUUAAGACGUACCUUUUUACUACUUAAAAAAUGCUUGAACAGAUCUAGAUUGCUUAAAGUUUUGCAGCAAUAUCAAUUUGAAAUAUAAUGGAUAAUUGAAAAAUUGAUUUGGUUGAUUCAAAACGAAAGUUUCAGUAUUAUGAAACAAUUUUGGAACUUUUCGAGCUGCAAGCUUGGAAGAAUUGCUAGUCAUGCAGAAUUACGAAACAACUUAAUGAUAUUAUUCCUGUGUGAAUUUAAGGUAAGAAAAUUGUAUUUAAUUUUGAGAUAAUUUACAUUAAAGUCUAAAUUAUAAGUCAUAUAGAAGGCGUAUCUUUUUAAAUCUCUUUUAUCAAUUAAAUUUGUACAUACCUGAUUCGUGUAGUGUGUCAUAAAUUUUCACAUUCACUUCAAUGACGGCAAAGGUCGAGCAAGUAAAUUUUUAACAAUAUAUGAAACACUAGACGAAUAAAAAAUGUCUAGGAUACAUAAUUUUAGUAAAUCCAAUCUAUACAAAUAGUCUAGCAAAAUUAAAUGUGUAGAUUAUAAGACAUUAGAAUAACUAAAUUCUUUAUAGAGUGGCCAAAUAUUUUUUUGUGAUUGUUGAAAUUGUUACUUAGAUUUUAAUUCAAAUACAGGUUUAGUUUAUCUAAAAUAACACCGCCGAUGAAUUUGUCAAAAAUAUUUACAAUUUCCUAUCAAAUUAUGUAUUAGUGCUUCAUUUCUUUAGUUCGUGUUGGACUUUACUGCAGAACGAAAAAAUUACGUUGACUUGCAAAAUUUAUGUGUAAGAUGUAUUAAUAAAGGAUCCGGCUGAAUAAUACACUCUUAUCAUCUGUUUAACAGCAGUGAAUGGAAAUGACAUACUUUUAUUGCUAUUGCACUUUUGCAUGGCAUGGAUGUAAAAACGCCGAUUAUUUACACAUCCUUACUGAUACAUCCUAACGUUACUGAACUAAUUAAUUAUAAUACUGAAAUAAAGUUAACUAUUCUAGAGGCCUAACUAAAUUUUAAGUGCCACGUGCUACUAGUGUAAAAAGUCCUCAAAGUCAUGAUAUGUACUAGCUUGCUCUUAUGAUGUAAAUUAAUGCGAUUAAGAAUAGAUUUGCACCUCCAUCCAUUUUUAGAAGUAGGACUAAACCGACCAUUACACAUCUUAGUUUAAUAGGGACAGUUUUCUAUUUCUCUCGUCUGUAUCUCUCGUCAAUAUUAAUGUGCUCCUAUUAAUAUUUUUAAACAAUUUUUUUUGCAUCCCAAUUGGAAAACUAAAGUGAAGGUAGCAGGUGUGGGACAACCAUGAAAACGUCACUAUUCAAUUAUCUGCCGACGUUUCGACCUUUAUUGGGGUCUUCUUCUUAGACAGCACGUUCACACAUAAUUUGAGCCUUGAAGAAGACCAUAAUGAAGGUCAAAACAUCGGCAGAUAAUUGAAUAGUGACGUUUUCAUCAUAGUCCCACACCUGCUACCUUCGCUUUAAUUAAUAUUUUUCUAAGUAUGGAGUCUAGAUGAUUAGUGAGUGCAGGAAAGAAGACUAUUUCAAUUAAAAAAAUGCUUUUAUUACUUUUUACGUCUCCCCUUCUCAUUCUAAUAUCUUGCAGAUUUUCUGGUUAUGUAAAAAUCAGUCGUAUAGUCAAGUCAAGAUAGUUUUAUGGAAAAUGUACUAAUUUGCUCAUUUUAAGCGAUGUCGAAUUAACGGAUCUUUCUUGUCUUUUAAUUUCGGCUGUUUUAUUAUAUUAAUGUUAAUAAUAUUAUUAUUAUUAACAUUAUAGCUUUUCUUGCAUCAAUUUCGGUAAUAAUGUCAUUUGUUUAUCGUUUCUUAAGGAAAACGUUGCAUUUCUGGAUGAGAAUAGUACGAUAACUUUCAUGUGCCAUAUUAUUUUUUAUAUAGUUCAGACGCUGAUACCUAAUGAGAGAAAAAUGACGUGAAUGUACUAGGAACGUGCUUUUAUUUAUCUUUAGAAAAUUGCUUUACUUUUUAAUCAAAUAAUUCUGAAAAUGGAAGCUAAGAAGAAACCCAUCUCUGCUGUUCUAUGUUGUAAAUGUGAUUAACGAUUGAAAGAUGUGGUGUAAGAAUUUUCAAAGAUAUGUUACUUUGUAAGCGUUAUCAAUAAUUGUGUCUUAAUUAAACUGUAUCGAAUUUAUACACAUUACAUGUUUAUUGUCAGUUACAUUUUUAGAUUCCAUUCUGGUUUAAAUUCAAUUUUAUUUGUAGAUUUUCAUGUAAUAAAAAUUUCACAUCAUUUCUCAUUACAAAUGUAUAUUCACUUGUAAGUUGUAUAUAAAGUAUUUAUAUUUAGUAAUUUAUUUCUGGUAGUAUUUAUCGAUUAAACACCCCUAUUUGGUACACAUAUUAAGUGUGUAUUUUUAUUAUUCUACCAAAGCCCUUUAUUUCAUAUACUUUUAGUGGCCGUUAUUGUACAUAUUAUCACAUCGUAUUAUUAAAUUUAUGUUGUAGCAGAAUAAAAUACAUUCGAAAUACCAACGAAA
This is a messenger RNA of Dendroctonus ponderosae (mountain pine beetle), 7882 nucleotides long. RefSeq names its product guanine nucleotide-releasing factor 2 (gene C3G). NCBI's taxonomy places the organism in Eukaryota, Metazoa, Arthropoda, Insecta, Coleoptera, Curculionidae. Gene Ontology annotation, molecular function: guanyl-nucleotide exchange factor activity. Bases 488 to 4132 code for a protein of 1214 amino acids. The record is from RefSeq and is a predicted model, not a curated record. The transcript has 23 exons. Gene Ontology annotation, cellular component: plasma membrane. Gene Ontology annotation, biological process: Ras protein signal transduction; positive regulation of GTPase activity.